AUGACGGCAAAUUCUCGCUUGGAUCAUUGCAAAUACCAAGAUCAGUGGAAAUGGGGCCGCCAUCGGCUCGAAUACACAUCUGCCUUCAUUACCGGUGUAUAUGGUAUGUGGAACGUCUACGUGGUCGCUGUCCUAUGCCUCUACGCUCCUUCGCAUAAGUUCCGUUCCUCAUCGGGUCAGGCUCUGCUCGACCAGUUAUCGAUCAGUCAGCCAGUAAAUUACAUGGAUGUCUCUCCAGAUGCUGUGUUUACUGCGUCCGCUUCGAUGCCAGUGGCUGACAUAGAUGCCAGUGGCAAUGCAACGGCUUCGGAUGAGACGGCGCGAGUCGAACUGAAUCUCCAGCCUGGUAGCACUCGUAAUAUUAGAAGAUCAGGAGUCAGAAGUGGUACACAAACAGACAAGCCAAUGAGCGGGGACGGUCUUAGCUUCCUUCGCAAAGUCAAUCUCGAAUAG
Molecule: messenger RNA, 453 nt
Organism: Protopolystoma xenopodis
Lineage: Eukaryota; Metazoa; Platyhelminthes; Monogenea; Polystomatidea; Polystomatidae
Source: the annotation of a GenBank genome assembly